AUGGCCGCUACUUCUGGUCAUCAUGAGUCGACAUUUGCCCAGAAAUUCAUGUUCGUUGAUUUGAGCAUCACCGGAACCUCACCUCACCAUUCCGAGGUGCUCUCGCAUGUACGCCGGAACUACCACAAGCGGCAAAGGAAAGAAAAGAUUGACCGUCUUCGAGAUAUCAGCGCUGUCUCUAGCGGACCGUUUGCAGACAAAAUCCGCCUUCCCAGCCGUAGGCCCCAGACGACGCCGCUUUCUGAACGUCCCACCGACGACGCUUCCUCAUCCGGAUCAGUCGAGGGAAACGGCGCAAACAGCCGCCGAUUAGCUGUUUCUCAAGGCUCGUGUCGCCAUUCCGUGCAGCCUCUUCUGGCUCACGCGGGUAACUCGGAUCCCUUCUGUGCAUAUGCAAUCAAGAUCGAUCCUCAGAUCAACGAGGUCAUCGCAUUCUACCGAGACUACACUCUACCUGCCCAAUAUCACGUACCCUCUCGAGACUGGGUCAGCUCCGCAAGCGCUCGGCUGGAUUGGUCCAUCUGCAUUUCGACUUUGCAGCAUCCGGACCUAGCAAGUGCUUUUGUUGCUCGCGCAGCAACGAUCGCUGCAGUUAUUCGUCCCGGUUUACGCUCACUGGCCAUGCGAUACCGUCUUCGCAGUAUUCAGCAGCUCCGUGUGAAGCUGCUGAAUAACGACAGGCAUGGGUGGAGCGAUCUGUUUCUUCUCCAAAUCAUUAUGCUUCAUAAAGCCGAGAUCGUGGACAAGAACUUACCAGCCGCUGCUACGCAUGCCAAGGUGCUGCAACACCUUUUCCAAGAGCGUCAGCGAAUGUAUGGGACAAUUGACUACACCCUCCUACAGUACGCCUUGUGGAGUGAGAGCCAGGUGUGCACCAUCUUCAUGAGCCCUUUCACAUUCGACGUAGAACCUGAUGGUUGGGUUGCCAAGGCUAUGCAACCAAUCUGGGCCUCCGGGCUCAAAGAGCUCAACUCUCUUCCACCAUGGAGGGCUCUCCGGGCCGAAGCAGAAGAAGGUCUUGACAAAUCCGUGGAGGGCAUGGAUCUGAGGGCUUUCUUCGUCUCGCGGCGGACGACGUUACAGACAUGGUUGUAUUUUGGACUCCGGGGCAUGCCUGUCUCGCCAUUGAUAAUGCUGUGGUUGUCCACAACAGCAUCAGUGCACCAAGGACGCAUGAUCAAACAUUAUCUGCACGCCGUAUGCCAGGUCAGCGAAGAAACUUGCUGUCACGGCGAAAAGUCGAAACGGGCCACUUCGGACGUUCAGUGCUGGUACGUCCAGCAGUAUCUCAUUCUUGCUGAGUUCAUCUGGACCCAUCACACGAGCUACAAAGUCGAGAUAUGUGGUGUUGAUCUCUUCGACGUUGUCCCGACCCUGUUAAGGAAGCUCCGGGCAGCGCUCGAGCACGACCUCGACUCCUCGAAGUACCAGAAUGCUCGCGUCUGGGCCCUCUUCGUCGGGGCCCAUACUGAGUGGUCAAUACCUAAGGCAAAGCAGCCAGGAAGUCGAGCAGCACUCUCCGACGAGCAGAAUACGCGCGACGAGAAUCAGAAACCCGAGGACUAUAGCAAGAAUGACAGUCGGUGGUUCCACUGCAGGCUGGCCAUUCAGAUUCGACAAAUGGGGCUUACAAAAUGGACGGAGGUCCGUAAUAUUUUUCAGGGCUUCAAUCAUGCAGAUGUAAUUUCACCUCUAGGAGAGAAGCUCAUCAACGAAGUGCUAGGACGAUACUGA
Molecule: messenger RNA, 1734 nt
Organism: Cladophialophora carrionii CBS 160.54
Lineage: Eukaryota; Fungi; Ascomycota; Eurotiomycetes; Chaetothyriales; Herpotrichiellaceae
Exons: 1
Coding region: 1-1734 (577 amino acids)
Source: RefSeq, a predicted model, not a curated record